AUGGGAGCAAGAGACCAGCGCGCAUUUGAACGUCCAGACUAUCUCAAUCUCUCAUCCGCGACUUUACACACGGCUAUCAUCGCGAAGAACACAGCCCAGGAGUCUGAACGUGCUGAGGACUCCUCACCGUCAAUCAUAGCGCCGCAAGAUGGCACUGAGUCGGUGCCACAUAUUCCUGACAGUACCGAAGAGCCGCGGGCGGCUGUCUUCGACCCUCAGCAGCGCCUUCACUUCUUGGAUCUGCCAGAGGAUAUUCUGACGAGCGUCAUGGCUACGAUCGGGCCCUUUGACGUUCGCACACUCCGAAGUACAUGUAAACUCUUGGACGCCGUCUCGCGCCGACGCUGGAUAUGGAUGAAGGUUAUCCGAAAUAAUCCACCAUUGCAAGAUGAGAAUCCUCUCCUGGCGUCGCCCAUGACGUCCGCUACCUCCUCGGAUCUGGAGAAGCUUGCGAUGACCUCGUCGCUACUGGCGCACUUGGCGCGGCCCCGAGACGCAUCCAAAAGUUGCCUCAUACCGCGAAAGAUAAUGACUGUGCCGGUUUUGGACCCAAUACGCGCGUUUCCCCUGAUUUAUCGCAAUGAAGGCUCAAUGCCUGAGGUGUUCCUCGUUCCGGGAGGACACUAUGUCCUAGUCAACCUACGAUUCGAGCAUGAGGUGAUGCUCUUCCGUUUUGAUGCCACCGAUUCGACCAAGCUGGCAACUCUCAUCCUUGAAGAUUUACCAUACUACGUCGGGGAUAUCAAGGUAGUCGAAGGGGGUGAUAUAGGUUUCUCCUCGAGUUCCAGGUGCGAAACGAGGAUCCCAGAUCUUAUGACGCUACUUGCGUGGCCCUUGGAGAGAAUUUCGCUGUCUUGGGUGAAGGACGCGGUGUAG
Molecule: messenger RNA, 876 nt
Organism: Schizophyllum commune H4-8
Lineage: Eukaryota; Fungi; Basidiomycota; Agaricomycetes; Agaricales; Schizophyllaceae
Exons: 5
Coding region: 1-876 (291 amino acids)
Molecular function (GO): protein binding
Source: RefSeq, a predicted model, not a curated record